AACUUUCAUAUUACUCCAUCUCUGCUUCUUCUUUUGUCUCUCUCUCUCUUCUCCAUUUUCUCUCCUUCGCUGAUCUCUCUGUCAUCCUCUGUUGAGCUAUCAAUCGUUUCAUACCAAGACAUUUCUGAAUAAACUCUCAAGUUCUUGAAAGUCUAUUAUUUUCUUUCUCUUUUAGAGAAUGAGCUUGUUAAUAUAGUUAAUGGAUCUAUCAACUCAUCGAAGCAUCCUCCGAGAUCUGAACUUUCCUCCCCCUCCACCACCAUCAAUGCCCGUUUUUCACCGUGGGAGCUCGACGGGGACGAACUUUCCGAUCAUAGCCGUCGCCGUGAUUGGAAUCUUAGCCACAACUUUGUUACUUGUAAGCUACUACGUUUUCGUGAUUAAAUGCUGUCUGAACUGGCAUCGAAUCGACAUUCUUGGUAGAUUCUCCUUAUCCCGACGUCGACGCAACGACCAUGGUCCUAUCAUGCUUUACUCUCCAAGGAUAAACCGCGGUCUCGACGAAUCCGUCAUCAGAGCAAUCCCUAUUCUAAAAUUCAAGAAGAGGAGAGAUGUAGACGGUCCAAACGACAGCGUUUUUACAGAAGGAGAAGAGAAUACUUCUCACGAGUGCUCUGUUUGUUUGAAUGAGUUUCAAGAAGAGGAGAAGCUGAGGGUUAUCCCGAACUGUAGUCAUUUGUUUCAUAUCGACUGCAUCGAUAUUUGGCUUCAGAACAAUGCCAAUUGCCCUUUGUGUAGAACUAGGGUUUCUUGCUACGCAAGUUUUCCUCCCGAUCCCGUUUCUGCUCCAAGUACUUCCCCAGAUAACGCAGUCGUGGUUAGAGGCGAGAGUGAGUAUGUUGUCAUUGAGCUAGGUCUAGGGAACAGUAAUAGUACCAAUAGUGACCGAGAUAGUUCAAGAAACGCAAGGUUACUUGUGGUACAAGAAAGGUCGAAUUCAGGUUGCGUACUGACUGAAAACCAACAAAAUUCAAUCAGUCAGUCUCAGAGGAAGCUUGAUCGAGGAGGGUUUCAGAGAAAAGGAAGAAAGCUUCAGAAAGUCACCAGUAUGGGAGACGAAUGUGUCGACAUCAGAAGAGACAGAGAUGAGCAGUUUGGUAGUGUUCAACCCAUCAGAAGAUCGAUCUCGAUGGAUUCGUCUGCAGAUAGACAGCUAUAUUUGGCAGUUCAAGAGGCGAUUUUCCAAAAAAACUAUCAAAAUCCAGUGGUCGGAGAAGGAGGAGAAUGUAGCGGUAGUAGCGGUAAUUUUAGUAGUAACAGAGUGAAGAGAUCUUUCUUCUCUUUUGGAAGCAGUAGACGUUCUAGAAGUUCUUCCAUAUUGCCUCUUUCUUUUGAACCCUAACGGGCUACUUUGCUACUUUGUUUUCAUAUUCUUGUUUCUUUCUACACACUUUUUUUUAAUUGUUUGGUCGGUGAGGUAGGAGAGAAAUAUAGGCGUGUUUUUUGGAUUUUAGAAGUCAAAGAGUAAACGAGUUGUAUCGUGAAAUUUAUUGGACUUUUUAAGUUUGAAAAACUCAAAUCUCAUUUUGCCAAUGAAGGAAUAUGAACAUACUUUUGGUGUC
Messenger RNA from Raphanus sativus (radish), 1562 nucleotides. Its product is annotated as RING-H2 finger protein ATL16. Gene Ontology annotation, biological process: protein ubiquitination. The record is from RefSeq and is a predicted model, not a curated record. NCBI's taxonomy places the organism in Eukaryota, Viridiplantae, Streptophyta, Magnoliopsida, Brassicales, Brassicaceae. The transcript has a single exon. The coding region runs from base 200 to 1342 and encodes 380 amino acids. Gene Ontology annotation, molecular function: transferase activity.